Molecule: messenger RNA, 1241 nt
Organism: Cephus cinctus (wheat stem sawfly)
Lineage: Eukaryota; Metazoa; Arthropoda; Insecta; Hymenoptera; Cephidae
Gene: Syx18
Product: syntaxin-18
Exons: 2
Coding region: 217-1206 (329 amino acids)
Biological process (GO): retrograde vesicle-mediated transport, Golgi to endoplasmic reticulum
Cellular component (GO): SNARE complex; endoplasmic reticulum
Source: RefSeq, a predicted model, not a curated record
GGGCAAACUGGAUGAUGUCACUGGAUGUCACGUAGUGGAAAGUGGCGAUUGGAUUUUUGUGAUUUUAUCCAACUUUGUCAACGGCGUCAACAAUUAAGAUUAACGUCUAGAAAUGAUUUUCUAGGAAUACUGCAAGAGCUCUUUAUCGAAUUAUAUCUUUGAAGUUAAAAGAGAUCCUGCUGGAUUUUCAUAUAUUGGGCAAGUGAAAUUACUAAAAUGGAUAUAAGUGCCUUCUUCAAGGCUAGUGUGAAGACUGUUCGUUUAAGGAACAAGGAGCUGGGUGCUGGUAAUGAAAUCAAGAUUUUAUCUAAUAGAAAGCGGGAACGCUCUGCCUUUUUUUCAAAGGCUCAUGAUGUAGUUACUCAGAUUACAAAGCUACGGGAAUUCCUUUUGGAGAAUCGGAGAGCUUAUCUCAAUUUUAAUGAUCUUUUGUCUAACAAACCACGCAUGCUGGAUACUGAUCGUGAUCAGAUUGAUGCUGGUGCGCAAAAGAUCAUGACUAUCUGUUCGCAACUUAUCAAAGAACUUAAAAGAGAGAUAGCUGGUUCUGAAGUCUCACGGCAGAACAUGGAGCAUCGUGAAAUUGUUCUUCUGUUAAUCGAAGAGUAUUUGAAGAGUGUAUGUAAAAUUUAUUCUGAGCAGAAGGCUAUUCGUGUUAAGCGAGCUGUAGAAACAAGAAAAAUGGCUAAACUCGAGCCAGAUCCAAAACAUACCCUAGAAGUGCCACAGACACCUUUAAGUAAAUCCUUGUUAGCUGGUAUUAAUGAUUCUUCAAACGAAGAUAGUAAGGAUAAUAUCGGUGGAUCUGAUGAAUCGAGUCCUAUGAAAAUCCAGGAAAUAAAUGGUGAUGUCAAUACCUUGAUGUACGAAGAGGAAUUGUCACCAGAGGAUAUACAGAUGUUUGAAUCAGAGAAUGAGCAACUAUACAACGAAUUGAAUACAUUGACAGAGGAGGUGAAACAGAUUCAGAGUAAAGUUGUACACAUAGCCGAGCUUCAAGAGAUCUUCACUGAAAAGGUUUUGGAUCAAGACAAAGAUCUGGAUAGACUCAUGACAACAGUUGUUGGAUCUACUGAAAAUGUACGCGAAGCUAAUGAACAGAUUCGACAAGCUAUUCAAAGGAAUGCUGGACUUCGUGUUUGGAUUCUUUUUUUCCUUCUGGUUAUGUCAUUCUCUUUAUUAUUUCUUGAUUGGUAUAAUGCCUGAAGUGUUGAAUAGUGAAAAUGAACUUUGCCAAUUAA